Camponotus floridanus (Florida carpenter ant) is the source of this 2272-nucleotide messenger RNA. RefSeq names its product glucose dehydrogenase [FAD, quinone]. The coding region runs from base 352 to 2223 and encodes 623 amino acids. The transcript has 6 exons. The record is from RefSeq and is a predicted model, not a curated record. Gene Ontology annotation, molecular function: oxidoreductase activity, acting on CH-OH group of donors; flavin adenine dinucleotide binding. Lineage: Eukaryota; Metazoa; Arthropoda; Insecta; Hymenoptera; Formicidae.
GUGGGUAGGGAACAGCAAUGGGGAAACGGGACCAAGCAGGCAAUCAGAAGGAAGAUCGGUUCACCGAUAUACACCGGACAAAGAGAAAAAUCGAAAGAGAAAGAGAGAGGCGAGUCGAUGACCGUUAUACGUCACAUCUAUGGAAGAGACUGGAAACCUUUCUGUGUAUAUACCGGCUGAUAUACCAUUGCAAUGAAGUACAGGCAAGUCAAGGCUGAAGCAAAGUCAUGAUCCGUUUCCAGUGCCUUAAAAUAUAAAGAGAGCAGAUUAAUCUUGACACAGUUUGAAUGAGGACAGGAAAAAGAGCUCACUAGUCCAGUGCACUAGUAAGAAACGUUACAGUAAAAUAGAAUGGGUGUCGAAAGCAUUUUAGCAGGAAGUUUGGCUUCAGCCACCAAUGGGCUGUCAUGGUUCUUUCCAAUUCUUGCUGCAGUACUUGUAUACUUCCAAUAUGAAGCCUUAAACGAUGAAGCGCCGCUAAUCGAUAUGCCAUCGGAAGUGCUAUUGCCUACGUAUCAUUUUAUAGUAGUAGGUGGUGGUAGCGCAGGAGCUGUAGUUGCGAAUCGUCUAUCCGAGAUCGAAGAUUGGAAUGUAUUAUUACUGGAAGCGGGUGGUGACGAAACGGAGAUCUCAGAUGUGCCUUUACUUGCCGCUUAUCUUCAGCUUAGUCAAUUGGAUUGGCAGUACAAGACGGAACCACAGGGUGAUGCCUGCUUAGCGAUGGAGAAUAAUCGUUGCAAUUGGCCACGUGGCAAGGUGAUGGGUGGCUCAUCAGUGCUGAACUAUAUGCUCUAUAUUCGUGGCAAUAUGCGUGAUUACGAUAUAUGGGAGCAGCAAGGUUGUACCGGCUGGGGUUCACCUGGCGUCUUGUACUACUUUAAAAAGAGCGAGGACAACAAAAAUCCUUAUUUGAUUCGCACUCCGUAUCACGCCAGCGAUGGAUACUUGACAGUGCAAGAGGCUCCGUGGCACACACCUCUGGCGACAGCCUUCGUUCAGGCCGGCCAAGAAAUGGGCUAUGAAAACCGUGAUAUUAACGGCAAGUACCAGACCGGCUUCAUGAUCGCCCAGGGUACCAUCAGACGUGGCAGUCGAUGUUCAAGUGCGAAAGCUUUUCUCAGGCCGGUCAGAAUGAGAAAGAAUUUGCACGUGGCAAUGCAUGCACAAGUGACUAAAGUGCUGGUGCACCCCGAAUCAAAGCGUACUUAUGGAGUAGAAUUCAUGAGAAACGGUAAGAUGUUUCGUAUACGUGCGAGCAAAGAGGUAAUUUUAUCUGCUGGCGCGAUAAAUUCACCGCAAAUUUUGAUGUUAUCCGGAAUCGGGCCAAAGGAACAUUUGCAGGAGCUUGGAAUUCCCGUGCUUCAAGAUAGCAGAGUCGGCUAUAAUCUCCAAGAUCAUGUUGGAGUAGGCGGACUCGCAUUCUUGAUCAACCAGAAAAUAUCUAUAGUGCAGAAUCGAUUACAAAAUAUACAAACAGCAAUGCAAUAUGCUAUUCUGGGUGACGGGCCCUUGACGAUAUUAGGCGGUGUGGAAGGUGUUGCUUUCGUAAACACCAAAUACAUGAAUGCCUCGCUAGAUUUUCCCGAUAUUGAGCUGCAUUUCGUCUCUGGCUCGACUAACUCGGAUAGCGGUGUGCAAAUUAGAAAGGUACAUGGCUUAACGAAGAAAUUUUACGAUGCAGUUUUUGGGCCGAUCAAUGACAAGGAUACUUGGAGCGUGAUUCCUAUGUUGCUGCGUCCAAAAAGUCGUGGGAUGAUCAAACUACGCAGCACGAAUCCGUUUGAUCACCCCCUCAUCUAUCCGAACUAUUUUAAAGAGCCGGAAGACAUGGCCACAUUGAUCGAAGGAGUAAAGAUCAGCGUGGCUCUGAGCAGAACCAAUGCCUUCAAACGAUUCGGAAGCGAAUUAAACCCGCGGCAGUUUCCAGGAUGUGAACACAUCCCCAUGUUCACCGAUCAGUAUUGGGAAUGCAUGAUCAGAUACUAUAGCGUAACUAUUUAUCACCCCGUUGGCACUUGCAAAAUGGGACCUUAUACAGACCCUGAAGCCGUUGUUGAUCCACAGCUCAGGGUCUACGGUGUGGCUGGGCUUCGCGUAAUCGAUGCCUCGAUCAUGCCGAAUCUUGUGAGUGGAAAUACAAACGCACCGGUAAUCAUGAUUGGCGAAAAAGGCGCAGACAUGAUUAAAGAAUAUUGGUUGAAACAGAAGAUGUUUAAUAAAUGAUAAAAUAUCUUAAGAUUACUUAUCGAAUGCGUGCGCUUGUAUUAAGUCA